CGGAAUCUCGAGCCUGCCUCCCGAUCUCAGACUCCCGUUCUGUUCUAAGCACACACCCCGAGGAUCUUCUCAGAAUGUCAGCACUGAAUGGGGCUACCAAUUCUCCGCCGUCGAAGACGAUCGAUGCCGAACGCGACUCAACCGAAGGCAUGGACGAAGACGAGCUUAAGCUGGUGAUUACCUAGGAGCAGGAGACAUAGCUGGGACCAAACUGUGCAGGAAUGGGCUAUGAUAACGAGACUUACCUUCGGUAACGUUCUCUUCUAGUUGUGAACUGGUGUGGCUACGGGUAUCCUCUCCUGGAAGUCUGCUGCUCAUCGGCCUGCUGGUUGGCCGGGACCGGCUACCGGCGCAAGGGCGGUGGACGAACAGGAAGGGUUGAGAUUACACCGUUCGAACCUGAUCAGCGCUCAGACCUGCGUAGGGAAGCCCCCAGUGUCGCCUUUUUGCCCCCCCGGGUACUCCGGGGGUCUAAGCAGAAUGUACUGAUCGUUUCUAUUUCGCAUGCUCUUCAGCACAAGCUCGGGUACAAGCAGUCGUUACACCGUAGCUGGCAUUUCAUCGAAAGCUUUGCGGCUAGCUUUGUUGCCAUGAACUUUAUUGGCGGCGUUCGGUCCGGUUUCUUCCUUGGCUUGCUUGCGGGCGGUCCUGCUGCCGUAUGGUCUUCGUAUAUCAUCUCGAUGAUAUUCAUGUUCAUCACUGCGGCGGUCCUUGCGGAGAUUUGCUCUGCGCUCCCACUGAGCGGCUCGAUCUACAUUUGGUCUGCUGAGAGCGCAGGACCGAAGUACGCCAGGUUCUUUGGCUUCAUCGUUGCAUGGUGGUCGACCACCGCUUGGAUGACCUUCGCCGCAGGCAAUUGCCAGACUACCGCCAACUACAUCGUCUCACAACUGGCGGUGUGGGAGAUAGACUUCCCCGGAGGGAUUGGCUAUGAUAACGUCAAAUGGCGUGCGCUCAUCUGGGCGAUCUCCGAGGGUGUUCUGCUCCUUUCCAUCGCCAUCAAUUACCUUCCUCCGAGGUUGUACUCGGCAGUGUUUAAGUUCUCUGUCGCGCUCUACGCCGUCGAUUUCUUGCUGUGCGUCAUCUGGCUACCCAUUGGUGUCUCCAAGACGUACGGAUUCCGCUCUGCAAAGGAAGUCUUCACAAUGACCUAUAACGGGACUGGAGCACCCGCAGGCUGGAACUGGAUUCUUUCGUUUUUGUUCACCGCGGGUACAAUGAUUGGCUUCGAUGCCUCUGGACACAUCGCUGAGGAGACCAAGAAUGCUAGUGUUGUGGCAGGACAAGGCAUCAUCACCUCCGUCGUGGCAACUGGCGUUUUGGGAUUCGCAACUACGAUCCUAUUCCUGUUCUGCACCCCCGACCUCGACACGUUGUUCGCUUUGGAGGCCCCUCAACCCUUCGUGCAAAUCUACGCACUCGCCCUUGGCAAGGGUGGCAGUGUCUUCAUGACCAUCAUCGCUACGCUCGGUCUCAUCCUGAGUACUAGUGUGGCGAUCGUCGCUGCGUCUCGCCUCAUCUUCGCCGUCGCUCGUGACGGUGUGCUCCCUUUGUCGGGAUGGAUCGGUCAGGUCGACGCGCAGAAGCAGCCCCGCAACGCCGUCACUGUCAUGUUUGUUUUCGGCGCCUUCAUUUUGUGUACUAUACUGCCCAGUCAGGUGGCGUUCACGUCGCUCAUCUCUGCUGGUGGUAUCCCGACGACUGCUGCCUACGGUUUGAUCGCCUUGCUCCGCCUAACAAUGACACCAAACGACUUCACCAAUUCCCACUUCUACCUCGGUCGCUGGAGGAUCCCGUUUUAUAUCUCGGCGGUUUUGUUCAACGGCCUUGUCUUUGCGGUCCAAAUAUCGCCAUUCUUCUUCCCGACGGACGCCUCGACGUUCAACUUCGCAUGCGUAAUCCUCGGUUCUGUUACCAUCUUCGGUAUCCUCAGCUGGUACUUUGUCCCCGAAGAGAAGUGGCUCCGUCGCGACCAAGUCUUGCAUCAGCUCAAGGUUGCCGACGAGCCCCUCGAAGGAGAGCAGUCCUACGCAUCGACUUCAGUUCCUGAGCUCCCGGAGGAUACGGCGCCCAAGUCGAAGCGUGUAGACUAAGGAUCGCUGCGAAAUGUCUUGGAUAUACUGGUGAUUCGUUUGUCUAUGCUCACAAAGCCGUUGCGUUGUACUUCAUAGAAUCCCCACAGUAUCUAGACUCCAUCGCUGCUAUCUUUGCUGUUGACAUUCUAUGACCAAUUAAAGUGUUAUGUCUCGU
Messenger RNA from Dichomitus squalens LYAD-421 SS1, 2250 nucleotides. RefSeq names its product amino acid transporter. The coding region runs from base 591 to 2093 and encodes 500 amino acids. Gene Ontology annotation, cellular component: membrane. The record is from RefSeq and is a predicted model, not a curated record. Gene Ontology annotation, biological process: transmembrane transport. Gene Ontology annotation, molecular function: transmembrane transporter activity. The transcript is spliced from 11 exons. Lineage: Eukaryota; Fungi; Basidiomycota; Agaricomycetes; Polyporales; Polyporaceae.